Chelonia mydas (Green sea turtle) is the source of this 627-nucleotide messenger RNA. It is a transcript of the gene RPRML, whose product is annotated as reprimo like. Lineage: Eukaryota; Metazoa; Chordata; Testudines; Cheloniidae. The record is from RefSeq and is a predicted model, not a curated record. The transcript has a single exon. Bases 144 to 479 code for a protein of 111 amino acids.
AGAAGAAGUUUCUCCAGUACCUGACGCUUCACCGUGAGGAGAGUGCGGUAGUGACGAAUCUACCCCAACCCCUGUCUUGGCUCCAAACCAAAAGUGGCUUUUCUCUCUUCCCUUGGGUGGAGAUUCUGGAUUAAAACAGCAAAAUGAAUGGGACCUUUUUCAACCAGACUGUCAUGGAGCAAGGAGUUUAUUCCAACAGGACCCAGGACCUAGGCACUUUGAUGGGUUGUUGCAAUGGCACCAGCUCGGUGGUGGCCAGCGAUGGUGGGUCCUCCGUCCUGCUGCCCGAUGAGAGGAGCCUCUACAUUACACGGGUGGUCCAGAUUGCUGUGCUCUGCAUCCUCUCCUUGACUGUGGUGUUUGGGAUCUUCUUUUUGGGCUGCAACUUGCUCAUCAAGUCGGAGAGCAUGAUUAACUUUUUGGUCAAGGACCGCAGACCGUCUAAGGACGUGGGAGCUGCCAUCAUGGGGCUGUACUGAGAGGAUACCAGGAGUCUGUAGGCAAGUGAAUGGUAUGGAAUUCCGGUCGAGAAGUGCAAUCCCAUGCACAUGGGGGGCCGGGUGUGGAAUCCGGAUUUGUUGCAACAUGCUGGUGUACAGGGUAAAUCAACCCUUCUGUGCUGAAUGA